This is a messenger RNA of Rotaria sp. Silwood2, 540 nucleotides long. The record is from the annotation of a GenBank genome assembly. Lineage: Eukaryota; Metazoa; Rotifera; Eurotatoria; Philodinida; Philodinidae.
AUGUCUCUAUUACAUUCCAUCAGUAUUGAUUCUUCAUCAUCAACAACUACAAUGACAACAUUAUCACCAAUGGACAUUCCAAACGAUUCAUCAAAUGUUCUCUAUGAAAACCGAGAACAUUUUCAAGCUAUCUUUACUAAUGAUUCUCGAUUUUUUGAUACAAGUCUUCAUUUAUUUAAAUCUUAUUGUGCAUUAGGUUACAUUCAAACAGAUGAUGCAAAAACUAAAAGACUUAAUCUUCCAUUUCUAACAACAACAUCAAAUGGGCAUAGACAACGUUGGAAAGCACGAUUGUUAGGUAUAACUCCUAAUAAUGAUAAUUCUAAUGCAACAAUAAAAGCCUUUUUAACGCCAACAUUACUCAGAAAAGAUCAUUUAACUCGUAAUCGAACUGGUUCAGGUUCGUUUAUUAAUGAAACAAUGAAUCAUCAUGAAAAAACACCAACGGUUGUUCAGUAUCAACGAUCGACAAUACCAACUGUUAACAUUUCUGACGAUAACAAACUCGAUGAAUCUGACCUAGUUAUAACAAGACUAUGA